AAAGAAAUAGAAAACAUGGCGACUGCUUCACAACUAUUUUCAGCAUUUUUGCUGCUGUUAUGUUUCACAGUAUCUGAAUCGGGGUACAAGAAAAAAGAGGACAGUCUUGGUGAUAAAGUUUCUCAGCUGACAGAAUGGAACAACAAGAAAUCAGUGAUCAGAUUGACUGGGGAUAAAUUCAGAGAGUUGGUGAAAACGCCCCCUAAAAAUUACUCUGUUAUUGUCAUGUUGACAGCUCUUCAGGCCAAACGACAAUGUUCUGUCUGCAAACAAGCCAAUGAAGAAUAUAUAAUUGUAGCCAAUUCAUGGAGAUAUUCCCAGCAAUUCUCUAAUAAACUAUUUUUUACAAUGGUUGAUUAUGACGAAGGACCUGAAGUCUUUCAAUCUUUAAAAAUCAACACAGCUCCUGUUUUCAUGCAUUUUCCAGCCAAAGGUAAAGCUAAGAAAGGAGAUACCAUGGACAUCCACAGAGUUGGUUUCUCAGCUGAAAAUGUUGCUAAAUGGGUACAAGAGAGAACUGAUAUUCAGAUCCGAGUGUUCCGACCUCCAAACUAUUCAGGAACUUUGGCUCUAGCUCUCCUCUUCUCUCUAAUUGGUGGACUACUCUAUUUAAAACGAAAUAAUCUAGAGUUUUUAUACAAUAAAACAUGCUGGGGUAUUGGAGCUUUGGCGGUGAUAUUUGCGAUGACGUCUGGUCAGAUGUGGAAUCAUAUUCGAGGUCCUCCUCUGAUGCACAGAAAUCCCCAGUCUGGACAGAUGCACUAUAUACAUGGUUCUAGUCAAGGUCAGUUCAUCAUGGAGACGUAUAUUGUAAUGUUACUUAACACUGCCGUAGUAGUUGGUUUUAUUAUCAUGAACGAGGCUCACAAUAUGAAGGGAGACAGCAGGAAAAAACGAAUACUAGCCCUAGUUGGUUUAGGUUGUGUAGCUAUAUUUUUUAGUUUGUUACUGUCAGUGUUUAGAUCUAAGUAUCAAGGCUAUCCUUACAGUUUCCUAUUCAAAUAAAUUUAUAGAAUGUUUCAAUAUAAAAUGGUUUUCAACUUUUCGAGAGAUGUGUGUCUAGAUUUUCACAGUUUUUGUGGAACUUUCAAGUUUUUGUCAAGCUUUCAUGUACUUGUGCUACUGUCAUAGUUACUUGUCAAAAUUUAAUCUUUUUUUUUUCUCAAAUCAUGUCUUUAAAAUAACUUCAUUUGUCAAAUAGUUUUUAGAUGUUUUUUUUUUAACUGUCCUUUUUCCAAACAUAAGAAAACAUUGUUGACUUGUAAUCGUACCUUCAUUGAAAAUCAAAAUAAUGGUAACACAUGUUUUAGAUAUAAAACUUUCAUCAGGACAGCUGAUUUAGUAUGAAUAUUCGUACAGUAAGAGGAUUACACUGCGUAGGAUUUUCUAUUCAAAGAUCUAUUUUAAUGGAAUCAAAUUUUGUAUUUUGCCACAUCUACCAUUCCAUUUCCAGUUCAUUUGGGGGGAUAAUUUCAACGAAAAAUUGAGCAUUUAGCCUGUGUUGCUCCCAUUUGAAGCAGUCUCCAUUGUCAUUUGGAUUGAAUAUGUGACAUGAAUAUUUGACAGAAAUAAAUAAACUAAGUACUAACGAUCCGAAAUGCAAAACGAAACCCGGAACAUACUGGCAAAACAGCAGCUUAUGAACUGUUCACGUAAGGAAGUACCGUAUAUCAAUUAUAAGUGAGUACGUAUUUCAUAAUGGAAGUGGUGUCUACAAGAGUAAGCAUACAAUGCCUGAAGCCACACUGUCUAAGUAUUAUAAGUGACCAGAAUCAUCAACAAUUUCAUACCAGACAUUCAAGAUUCAAAUUUGAUAUUUGUCAGCAGAAAGAAUGUUGAUGCCUUGAAAUAUAUUUGGGUCACAUUCUUGUAUAUAAUUAUAUAUAUAUUUGGGAUUAUUUUUAUUUCAAUGCAAUAUGCUAAUUUUGUUUGUUCUGAAUUUCAUGUUUGUAAAUUAAAUUGUUAAUCUUAAUUC
Molecule: messenger RNA, 1975 nt
Organism: Lottia gigantea (owl limpet)
Lineage: Eukaryota; Metazoa; Mollusca; Gastropoda; Lottiidae
Exons: 11
Coding region: 16-1005 (329 amino acids)
Cellular component (GO): oligosaccharyltransferase complex
Source: RefSeq, a predicted model, not a curated record